Messenger RNA from Daldinia decipiens, 1824 nucleotides. RefSeq lists its product as uncharacterized. NCBI's taxonomy places the organism in Eukaryota, Fungi, Ascomycota, Sordariomycetes, Xylariales, Hypoxylaceae. The record is from RefSeq and is a predicted model, not a curated record. The transcript has a single exon. The coding region runs from base 207 to 1685 and encodes 492 amino acids.
GGGAAGGUGUAGUGUGUAGGUACCUAGGUAGAUUAAGUAAAGGGUAUUGUCAUUGUCAUUGCCAUUGCCAGUAGCUUUAAACUCAUGUAUACUAGUGCUCCUUCCCAUAUAUGCGCUCGCCAAUAUCAUACAAGUACAUGUAUAUAGGUAUGUAUUAAUACCAACAUUGAACAUUCAAGUUACAUCAAUUCUCUACCUCAGUCACAAUGCAACAACCAGGUCACCGCAGGCUCUCGACGCCUAUUCAAGAUCUACAUAUCCCAUCUUCUAAUUCAUAUAGGCCCCAUUUCGGAUAUCCUCGAAAUCCCCUUCCUCUUCCGGCAGCAUAUGGUUACCUUCCUCAACCAAUAUGGUCUCAGGAAUACCACCCUCUGCCAGGAGGUCCUCGAGCCAUACCCUUGCGAAUGCAGAGGGCCACUGUGAAUAGGGUUGGAGCACAUCAAAUGCCUAUCCCAUCAUUACAGCUAUCGUCAAACCGGCCUUAUUCAGUCCCUGUCUACCUAAAUCACCGUACCCAUAGCGACAGCUAUAGUAGCUUCACUCAUCCACCUAGACCAGCCACAUCUUUGGACUUAGAUAGCGUUGACAAAUCAGUCCCCCCCCAUACCACCCAAUUCCCACAACAUGGGGCGGCUCAGAAUCCCGAAAAUGAUAUCUCCUUACACGCCACUACCCCAGCGGAUACAGAGCUCUCAAAGGGAACACUUAGAACCACACGCCCCGUUGCCAACCGUGGUUCCCGAAAAAUACCACCGCUGAGCGCUAGCACGGCGGAAGGAAGCCGGCGGGAAUUAAGCCCAGCUGUUGUCCUAUCUGAGCAACGAACAUUAGGGUUUUUAGGAGGUCAGAAAAGAACGACUAGCCAUGUUAUCGAAAAAUCCAAUUCCUCAAAGAGGAUUAAAUUCAAUGUGAUUCGAACCCAAUCUCAAACGGUCGGCACCCCUAGGACGUCCAAGAAAGCGCCCUUGACGAACACCUCUGACACACGACCAGCUCAGACUCCUGAAACGAAUUCCACGGACAAUAAUACCACCACGGAGGAAAUCAAUCAACCCCUCAAAGAAUCUGACGUCAAAAGGACUACGGCGCAAUAUCUAACCACCAUGGUAGACAAUACUGGCCCCAUGCUAGUGUCAAAUAAACUGGCGAAUCCCAAGGCAGCAGAUGCUCCGAAGCCUAAUCCAUACGAUAUUAUCAACGAAACCGACCUACUUGAAAACUCUCGAAGCGUCAGAGCCUUAGGCGAUGUACAAAGCGCAAGGGGCUUUAGGACGACUGAUAUCUCCACCGAUGUUAACAAUCGGAAUUUGAAUACGGCAUAUGAUCAAUAUACUAGUGUAGCUACUCAAUGUGGCAUACCCCCCAACGUUAUCGUAUCAAGUGAGAUCCAGAUAGAAUCAGGAAAACUUUCUAACGAUAUCCAUUCACACAAUAUACACUAUAAGGCCAUCGCUACUACUAGCGACGAGAAAGGGGGGAUAUACUCCAGUGAGAAUCUAGACAUUCAGUUUUCAAGAAUUGAGGAAUUGUUAUGUAGCCAGAAUAGAGUUGGUAUAGACAAAUUCAUUACCAUAAAGCUCAACUCAGGAGGCAUCAACGUCUUACAGACGCUCACGAACGAACUACUCCUAGGCAUAGCUGUACGGGAUGUCGAGUUGCUAGAGAAGAUAGCCAGGAUCAUGUAAGUGCUCUAGGUCACGGGGCCAGGAUAUAUCCAGGUGAUACAUAAUAGGUUCAAGAUAGCCGUCUAUGGGAGAAAGGAGCGGAGGGGCAGGUUACGUUUGCUUUCUAAACGAGCUACUGAGAUGAACGAAUCGCUCGGCC